AUGGGGAGGGGUGGAGGAGGGUGGAGGAGGGUGGUGGUGUUGACGGAUUUGGAGUAUAUCGUCAAGGGGGCUACGGAGUGGUUGCCUAGGCGGUGGAGGAAGUCGAAGGUUGGGCGGUCGGGCAGGAAGUAUGCCAAUCGGGACUUUUGGGAGGAAUUGCAGCAUAGGAUUGAGGAGCUGGGGGGUGAAGGGUGUGAGGUUUCGUUUUGGCUGGUGAGGGAUGGGGAGUUGAUAAGGCAGACGAAGGCGGCGGCGAGGCUGGCGGCGUGGGAGGGGAAGAAGGAGGGGUUGCCGGUGGAGAGGUAUACGAGGUUGUUUGGGAUUAUGAUAUGA
This is a messenger RNA of Podospora pseudocomata, 333 nucleotides long. RefSeq lists its product as uncharacterized. Gene Ontology annotation, molecular function: nucleic acid binding. Bases 1 to 333 code for a protein of 110 amino acids. The record is from RefSeq and is a predicted model, not a curated record. The transcript is spliced from 2 exons. Lineage: Eukaryota; Fungi; Ascomycota; Sordariomycetes; Sordariales; Podosporaceae.